CUGCUGGGUUUUCAGAAGAUGAUGCAUUUUGAAGGACCAAAUAGUUUGGCAAAUCAGAUGAGGAGAUUCACACCCAAAACGUUCUCUUGCUACCAGGUGUACUCAGAUACAGUUAAUCUCCUUCACACGAGAAGUUGGAGAAGAGACAGACACACUUCCCAUUUAGAACUUACAAACCUAAUCCUGAGGAUUUUUUUGUUAUAUAUUUUACACUUUACGGACAACACUAAAUGAAGUUUUGUCUUUAUUUUUACAUCAUUUAGUGGACACUGAGCAAUAAAAAUACAAAUCACAGCAGGCCCUGGUCAACUGGUUUGCAAAAGUGUGCAUUGCAACCUCAUUUAAAAGAGUUUGCACCCUCAUUUAAGAACUGUGUCCAGGACUGGAGCAGAGGUCCUGGGACAGAAACAGUGGGGGGGCUAUAUUGUAAGCCCCAAAUGGCUGGACACUCCCCAAGUUUGUUGAUCUGCCCAGAAGGCCGAUAACAGGAUGAGAGCAGCCACGUGGCCUCCCUGUGGAUUACAAGCACCAUGAGCAAGGAACGGGUGCUGCUGACCGGUGCUUGGUACCUGAUGCAUGCCAACAAGAGCAACAAGACCGUAGCUGCGCUUGCAAGGACAACCGUGCUAGUUCUGCAGAAGGACUGGAGAUAAAAUAACUCAUCAUGAUUGUGAAGAUUGGAAUACCGUUACUCCUAUUUCUGUCCAGUCUCCAAGCAAGCCAAGAUACAGACAGGGGCCUGGCUGGACUCAGAGAUGUGAGAUACAGACACUUCCUGGAGGCUCCCCACUCUGUCUCCUACAGCAGCAGCAGCAGGACCAAGCGCUCAGCUAUUUUCAGUACAGGGGUCAAAGUGUGUCCACAGGAAACAGCCAAAGCGGUCAUCAGCAGCCAUCGCGCUUACUACAAACUAAGAGUUUGCCAAGAAGCCAUUUGGGAAGCAUUCCGAGUCUUCUUUGAUCGUGUCCCCAACUCAGAGGAGUACAUGUCCUGGGUUCACACGUGUCAACAUGAAAACCUCUGCAUGGAUGACCUGGCCAGAAACUUCAGCUCUUCUCCUGAACAUUUAGACAUGAUAGCAAGAAGAGUGGCUGAGCUGGCAGAUAACGAGGGAGCUUUGGCUGAAACACCCGAGCCAGGCAAAGACUGCCCCUGGACUGCUCAAAACAGCUUCAUUCCCACAGAGUCUGCAGUGAUAUUAGAGGAGGCCAACCUGAUUCCUGAGAAUCAGCAGCAGUGGAUAGUGGAGUUCAGUGUGACUGUGGAGGACCCCCUCUACAGUGAGAUUCUCCGAGACCCUUCUACUCCUGAAUAUGCUGAUGUGGUUCGGGAGCUCAGAGACAAGAUGUAUCAUGUUUUUGCAAAAAUUCCUGGAUUCAAAGAAAUCCAAGUGCUGGGAUUUCGGGCAGAGGAUGUGUCUGUGCGCUAUGCAGUUUUAUUUAAUGGUGACACUGAACUCAGUGACCAGCCGGAGGGGUACCACAACACUGAUGUGGAGACACAAAGGGACAUGACUGCACCCAAACUUCAGAACAUCAUCGUCAAGGCCCUGAAGCAGGAUCAUUCACUGCCACUGGACCUCAAUACUCUCAGCUUUGAUGCAGUGUACGAAGUGGAAGACCAUGUGAACAAAAAAGCACCUACGGCAGUGUCCCCUGUAGAGGAGAGUUCAACCGUUGCUAUGGCUGCAUUUAAACACUCAGAAGAUUCCAGCAUAUCAACAGAAACACACACCAUUAUGACCCUCAUCCCUGAAGCUCUGACAGACGUCAUUUGGGUUGAACCAGAGCAAACUCCUGUGUAUCCUGCAGGGGAUGCUGUGACAGAUGUGGAACAGUUACCUCUCACAGAAGAAGAUGGGUUCUUUGUAGAGUCCCCGGUGACAGAACCUGGAGUGGAUGUACAUUUGUUCAGUGAUCAUACACCAACACAGACCACAGAGAUCCAGGUCACAGUCCCCACUGAUCUGGACCUGACUGAACAACACGACAAGGACGGAGACACAAACAUGGAGACAGCUGCAGCAGAAGAGGAAACCUCGGCGGGGAGCAGCCCGGAGAGUACCCUUACUGCAACUCUUCCUGAGAGCACCCACUCAGAGGGGGAUGCUGUUCCCUCUGAGAGCACCCCGACAGAGGGGGGCAGUGUGUCCUCUGAGAGCACCCCGACAGAGGGGGACAGUGUGUCCUCUGAGAGCACCCCGACAGAGGGGGACAGUGUGUCCUCUGAGAGCACCCCGACAGAGGGGGACAGUGUGUCCUCUGAGAGCAUCCCCACAGACGGAGACAGUGUGUCCUCUGAGAGUACCCUCGCAGAGGGGGACAAUGAGGUUGACAGUGUGUUCCCUGAGACUGUCCCUGUGAGCAGCCCCACUGAAGAGGAUGAUGUGUCCCCUGACAUUGUCCCUGAGAGCACCUUCACAGAGGAGAGCACCUUCACAGAGGAGAGCACCCUCACAGAGGAGAGCACCCUCACAGAGGAGAGCACCCUCACAGAGGAGAGCACCCUCACAGAGGGGGACAGUGUGUCCCCUGACAAUGUUCCUGAGAGUACCCCCACAGAGAUGGUUGACGUGUCCUCUGAGACUGUCCCUGAGAGUACCCUCACAGAGGGAGACAGUGUGUCCCUUGACACUGUUCCUGAGAGUACAACCACAGAGGGGGUUGACGUGUCCCCUAACACUCUCCCUGAGAGUAUCCUCACAGAGGGGGAUAGUGUGUCCUAUGAACACCCUCACAGCACCCUCACAGAGGGGCAAAGUGGACUCUCCUCUGAGAGCACCCCCACAGAGGGGGAAAGUGGGAGUGGACUAUCCUCUGAUGCUGACACAGGCGUGUACGAGUGGACACCUGCCCCUGCAAUGAGACAGGUCAGCACACCUCUGAUGUCAGCUGUGGAGAGGAGCAAGGACCUGGUGGUGUUUUUUCGCCUGAGGGUCUCCAACAUGAUGUUUACAGACAACCUCUUCAACAAAGACUCUGCUGAGUAUAAGUCCCUGGAGAACACCUUUUUGGAGCUGACACAGCGGCCUGGCCUCAGAAAGCAGCAGAACCCUGGAGCUUCUCGUAAAUCAGGGCCACACAGUUUAAGAACCUUAGCCUCCAUCCCGCUUCUUCCAUAUCUGGCAACCAACCUGACGGGCUUCAAAGCUCUGGAGAUCCUGAGCUUCCAGAAUGGCAGUGUAAUAGUAAAUAGUAAGAUGAAGCUGAACAAAGCUGUGCCAUACAACGUGACUGAGGCAGUGCACUGUGUCCUGGAGGACUUCUGUAACUCCGCCUCCAGCCAGCUCGACAUCCAGGUGGACAGCCGCUCUCUGGAGGUAGAACCAGCUGAUGAGCCAGAUCCCUGUCAGUCCAUCACAUGCUCAGAGUUCUCCCGCUGUAUGAUAAACGGCUGGAGUGGAGAAGCUGAGUGUGUCUGUGAUCCUGGAUACAGUGCAGUGAAUGGCCAGCCCUGUCAGAGCCUGUGUACUCUGGAGCCAGACUUCUGCCUCAACGGAGGUCUGUGUCAAAACAUACCAGGUCACGGCGCCACCUGCAGAUGCCCUGUUGGUAAAUACUGGCACUACCAUGGUGAGCGCUGUGAUGAGCUCAUCACUCUGCCCCUGGACACUUCGCUCAUUCUCACUGGCCUCGUGGGGAGUCUCUGCCUUGUCGGUGCUGUUAUCGGCAUUCUAAUAUUUAUUAACAAGAAAUGCAUCAAGCCCCAAAAAGCUGUAACUACGAUGCACACAGUGGCUCCUUAUGCCUUUGACCACACGUUGCGGGUGAACCCUGUAUUUCAGAAUGAUGAUGAGUUGCUAACUCAGGUGUCCACAUUGCCUUAUCCUUCGAGCUCUGUGUCUUCACAGUCACAAGCAUCUGAGCAAGAGCAUUUCGCUUCAAUUGAAAAUAUUCAUCUAAGUAUUGAGAUCCCCAGACAACUCUACACAACAAGAUCAGAAAAGUUAGUAUCGGAUAUGGUGGACAUCCACCACUGCAUACCACACAGUCAGACGUGGCGGCCACAAAUCCCAGGGAGAACAUGCUGUGUUCUGAGAGCUUCAGAAAACGACUGCUUGGAAGUAACUGUGGUGUGAGUUUAGUUUACGUACAAAGAGUAGGAUAUGUUCCUGUUUCCUUUGUCUGAGGUGGUUAUUUCCUCAUAAUGAGGUAUUUAUUAUUUAUUAGAUACAUAAAAUUGGUGAUACAAAUGCAUAGACAUAAAAUAAAUGUGAUAUGUGACCUGGAGAGCCAUAAUUGCCAUGUAUGAAGUAUCAUUUAUACAUUUGCAUUUUACAUUAAAAUGAAAAUGUUAAAAUCCAUUAAAUAAAUUAAAAUCAAA
Boleophthalmus pectinirostris (great blue-spotted mudskipper) is the source of this 4323-nucleotide messenger RNA. RefSeq names its product interphotoreceptor matrix proteoglycan 1b (gene impg1b). The coding region runs from base 665 to 4078 and encodes 1137 amino acids. The record is from RefSeq and is a predicted model, not a curated record. Gene Ontology annotation, biological process: visual perception. NCBI's taxonomy places the organism in Eukaryota, Metazoa, Chordata, Actinopteri, Gobiiformes, Gobiidae. The transcript is spliced from 22 exons.